Messenger RNA from Raphanus sativus (radish), 709 nucleotides. RefSeq names its product monothiol glutaredoxin-S4. NCBI's taxonomy places the organism in Eukaryota, Viridiplantae, Streptophyta, Magnoliopsida, Brassicales, Brassicaceae. The transcript has a single exon. The coding region runs from base 235 to 543 and encodes 102 amino acids. The record is from RefSeq and is a predicted model, not a curated record.
UCAUAAGUUUAAACUCAUAUUAUGAAAGCUAUAUAUAGAGGACCCUUAUAGACCAUUCACUACAUCAAACACAUAAACUCAAAGUCACCUCUCAUCUUCACCCAACUAUCUCACAGUCUCUCCAUAAGUUCUCUGGCAAUUCAAUUUUCAUCCGUAACCUCUUUUUCAAUCAAAACACAACUAUUUCCAUCCUCCCCGAGUUUCUUCUCGAACAGCAUUCCCAAUACAACACCAAUGGAUAAGCUACAGAAGAUGAUUUCCGAGAAGUCAGUAGUGAUCUUUAGCAAGAACUCGUGCUGCAUGUCUCACACAAUCAAGACUCUCUUCAUAGACUUUGGCGUGAACCCAACGAUCUAUGAACUCGACGAGAUCAACAGAGGAAAGGAAAUAGAGCAAGCAUUGGCUCAGCUUGGCUGCAGCCCGACUGUUCCGGUGGUGUUCAUUGGAGGGCAGCUCGUUGGUGGAGCCAAUCAAGUCAUGAGCCUUCACCUUAAUCGCUCUCUUGUUCCCAUGCUUAAGCGAGCUGGUGCAUUAUGGCUUUAAUAUUGUAAUGAUGAAACUAAGUUUAGUGGACAAAACAAAAAUAAAUACAUACAUAAAUGUGUGUAUGAGUUAUUGAUACGUCUAUCUAUGUUUUGAAAAGAUAGAUUAUGCGAGUACCAGUUUUGUAAUCUGUGGGUUUAUAUAAGAAUAAAAUCAUUGACUAUGA